GUAGAAAACCAGGAAGUGCUACUGCACCAGCAUCCCUGCCUGGAAGGAGACAGACCAGAUCCACUGGCAAGGGCUACAAAGGGAUCAGCUGGCAUUGCAGAGGAGACACAAAGCAGAUGGAGACACCCCCUGCUCCAGCCUGGGAAGGAUUCUCUCCAGGGGAGGGGAUUGGAUCAGGGUGGUGGGGAGCGAGCCCUUAAUGUUGUUCUGUGAUGGCUCACCUCGGAUUAGCAAUGAUUUCUGAUCUAAGGCUUAAGAAUUGCCCUUGGCCUGGUAUCGAAAAGCUAUGGUGUUGCUAUUUGGCAUUUGACUGUCAAGUGUUUUGUCUUUAUUUAUGGUGUUGAUGGGGCUUUGAAAUCACCCAGAAGCCCUGCUGGCUAGCUACAAAAGCUGUGUUUGAGUGUAGAAAGCAAGCAAGCAAGGACUAUGUUCUGUUACCCCUCUGGCCUGCAAAGGCCCCCUGAAGGAGCCAUCGCGUGACUGGAUUUCUCAGAUUCGGAGUCGCUUGUAAAAACUUGAUUCUUUUUUAUGCAGCAUCUUGAAGCAUUCUUGGUAUCAUUUUUUCCCCUGCUCCUAAACAGCUUGGGUGUGCAGGAAUUUUUACAUUAACCUGCAGGUAAGAAUGGCACCCACUUGCAAGAUUCAAAGAAUCAAGCAGGACUGUAUGGCCGUGCUUUGAGCUAAUUGGAUAUUGAUGUUCGUGGGGAGUGAGCUAAUCAUUUGUUCAGACUGAGGCACUAGGAACAGAAUGCUGCCCUGGGGACUCCCACCAGCCAGCUUACCAGCAGAGUGUGCAGGGGGAAGGGGUGGAGAGAUUACUGAAAGGCUUAGGAGGUAAACUGGACCAUGUUCAGCCAGUCUGGAUAUCAAGCUCUUCCACUGGGGGACUUUGACCGUUUCCAGCAGUCCAGCAUUGGAGUCUAUGGAUCUCAGAAGAGCUUAUUUUCCUUUGGGCAUGUGCAAGACCCAUGGGACCAGGUCCCGCAAAUGAAAGGUUCCUCCCAGGGCUGGCUGUCAUGGAUUUGCCAUGGGAUUGUCACUUCUUUGGCCUUCCUGCUGAUGGUCAUCACCUUCCCCAUCUCUGGAUGGUUUGUCUUGAAAGUAAUGGGCACCUAUGAUAGUCCCUGCCUAUUCCGCUUGGGCCGGAUCCGAGCCCCCCAGGAGCCAGGCAUGGUCCUGCUGUUGCCGUUCAUAGAUCACUGGCAACUAGUAGACUUGAGGACAAGAGCCUUUAAUGUGCCACCGUGUAAGCUGACCUCCAAGGAUGGAGCCGUGAUCAGCGUGGGGGCUGAUAUCCAGUUCCGGGUGUGGGAUCCAGUGCUGUCUGUCAUGAUGGUGAAGGAUCUGAAUGCAGCCACCCGAAUGAUGGCCCAAAACGCCAUGACCAAGACCCUGCUGAAGAAGGACCUGAGGGAGAUCCAGAUGGAAAAGCUGCGGAUUGGGGACCAGCUCCUGCUUGAAAUCAAUGACAUGACCAAGUCUUGGGGCCUGGAAGUGGAUCGGGUUGAGCUGAUUUUGGAGGCAGUGCUGCAACCCUCCCAAGAGAGUCUGUCCGGACAUCUGACCAUGACACCCCUGAUCUCUGGGUUUGCACUAGAUAGCACCAUUCAUCAGCUGGCUGCUCACUUCUUUAGCAACAGCAUGGCGCCUGGUGCCCCCGAUCCCAUCUUUACACCUUUGUCCCCAGCAGACAGCGUGGUGACAGUGAAUGAGGCAGAACCACCAGCUCCUACCAUCACCACCACCACCACCAGUAGCAGCAGCAGGAGGAAACCUAGCCCUGAGGAGUUGCUGUCAGCUGUGGAGCUGUUCCUGUCUGAGUCCUUGGUUGGUGCAGUUGGAGCUUCCUACCAGUUCAACAUCAUACUUCUGAGUGGUGCCUGGAGCACCUACUUCAUAGAUCUCACUGCAGGCAGUGGGCGGAUUGGCCUUGGGGACGCUCAGCGCAACCCUGAUGUGAUUCUGGAGAUGACGGAAAAUGACCUGCAGUCUUUCUUCUCAGGUGAACUUCAUCCUCUGAGUGCCUACAUGAGCGGGAGGUUGCGUGUCAAGGGCGACCUGAGUGUUGCCCUGAAACUGGAGGAGCUCUUCAAGGCAAUGAAACAACAUAGAGAAAGAGAAUGUGUGUGUGAGUGUGCGCACGCAUGUGUGAGAAGGCAGGAGAAGCGAAGAGUCUGGCAGGGGAACCAUCUGAUUGUGAAGGGUGUGAGGAUUCAAGCUCUUCUAUUCUCUAUUUCAUGCUCUGGGGAAUUGAUCAGUGCUCAGGGAAGCAGGAAGACAGGAUCAAAGGAUCUUUGAUGGGAUCCCCGGGGUGAAUCCUGGGACCAUGGGACCACUGUACCCCCUUAACUCUCCAGCCUGGGCUGUCUCUCACAAUGCUUUGCUAAUGACAAGUAGCAAACUCCUCUAGGUGCUGUGAUCACUCAGCACAACUGCAUGUGGAAACCCCACACGCAGACAGAUUGCAUGAAUGCUCCCAGAGCCACUCAUGAAUCACAGAGAAAGGCACUAGCCGAAUCCCCCCAGCUCCCAGCACUGUAAUUCAAGAAUAUAUUCAAGACGAGCAGUGCAAGUUUAUUAAUUGGUUUGUCACUUCAAUGGAAAGUGGAUAUACACCAGCCUUUGCAAACCUGAGCAGAUU
Trachemys scripta elegans is the source of this 2641-nucleotide messenger RNA. It is a transcript of the gene STOML1, whose product is annotated as stomatin like 1. Gene Ontology annotation, cellular component: plasma membrane. The record is from RefSeq and is a predicted model, not a curated record. NCBI's taxonomy places the organism in Eukaryota, Metazoa, Chordata, Testudines, Emydidae.